GACGCCCGCCGACGAAGACGACGAUCGCACGCCACAAGACGUCCAGUCCACCGGCGCCAUCGAAACCUCACCGACGUCUCUGUCCGUCCAGAAGAGAGUCGUUGUCGCACCACCCGAGUCCCGAGCGAGCUAACGUCCGCAGCAGUCGACACGGUUUCGGUCAGACGCGAAAAACCUAACCAUAUCCGAUCUUGCUGAUCAGCCGCACCGCGUAUUCCGUACCCUCGACCACAAUCGCCGAACAGGGAUAGCCCUCUGCAACGUCUCCGCGUGUACUCCGUGCCACGAAGAAUAAUAUUAUAUUAUACACUUGCGAAUCGGAGGCUGACCCGCAAACGGAACUCGUCAUCGCAACCAGGUCGUCCUUCUGCGUAGGGUCGUCGACGAUCCUGCAGUAGCAGCAGCAGCAGCAGCAGCAGCAUCUCCGGUCGUAACCACAAAAACGCGGCCCGACAGCCAUACGAUGAUAUUUUCGAAAUGCCAGUACGCGGCGUUCACGUUAUUACUGAUUCAGAUGAGAGUGCUGUGCCAGGAGUCGAUCACCACGGAAGGAGGCGUGGUGGUGGGCAGCGGCGCCGGGCCAACGGAGCUCUAUCCGAACGGCGAGGAAAGUGCCGACGACGUGGGCAGGGAGAACGUGUUCGUACUCAACGAUACCAGGGAAGCUCUGUCUCACGACGGUAGCGAACACAAUUCCGUGUUGUUCGUCGGAGACAGCUAUGUGCCAGUCACCACUCAGCUCCGGUCCAGACCCAUAUCGCCGGCCGACUCGACCGUGCUCGACUGGAGACUGCAAACCGUGGAGAGUUGGGACGGACGGCGGCACGGCAACAACAAGACGCGAGUGCAACACAUCGAAGCCGAGUGCCAAGACGAUUACAUGAAAAUCCGUAUCGGUUUCAACGGCUCAUUUGGCGGUCUGCUGUACUCGUCCGGAUAUUCGUACGAUCCGGAUUGCGUUUACAUCAACGGCACUGGUCGGGAUUACUACGAGUUUUACAUACAGCUGAACCGUUGCGGUACCUUGGGAAAGAACUCCAGACAAGAGGACGCCAGGAAGAACCCAGCGAAAAAUCUCAUGUGGAACACCGUAACCGUACAAUACAACCCAUUGAUCGAAGAGGAAUGGGACGAACACUUCAAGGUGACCUGUGAAUACGGCUACGACUUUUGGAAGACUGUGACAUUUCCGUUUUUAGACGUUGAGGUGGCCACUGGCAAUCCGGUCGUCUUUACACUGUCGCCGCCCGAGUGUUACAUGGAAAUACGGUAUGGAUACGGCACCACCGGAAACAGGGUGGGCGGACCCGUACGCGUGGGAGACCCGCUGACUUUGAUCAUCUACAUGAGAAGCAAAUAUGAUGGUUUCGAUAUUGUGGUGAACGAUUGUUACGCGCACAACGGAGCGCAGAAGAAGAUUCAACUCAUCGAUCAAUACGGGUGCCCCGUCGACGACAAACUGAUCAGCAGAUUUAGAGGAUCGUGGAGCGAAAGCCAAGUGUUUGAGACCCAAGUAUUCGCCUACAUGAAAACGUUCAGGUUCACAGGGUCACCGGCGCUUUACAUUGAAUGCGACGUCAGAAUGUGUCACGGCAGAUGUCCGAGUCAACCAUGUCACUGGAGGAAUGCCAAAAGCGUAUCGAAACGGUCCACCGACGUGGAGGUGGCUACGACCCCAUCGGCCCUUUCGCAAAACAUCAACUUGUUCCAGUCGCUGAGAGUGCUCCAGGAGGGCGAGAACGGCGAAGACGCAAGUGCACUUAGUAACAGGACCACCGGAUACUACACGGACAACAGCCAAAAUUCAGUGUGUGUCAGGUCCGGUUUGCUGGCUGGUCUGUUGGCGCUCGCCUCCACUGUGCUGUGCUUCUUGAGCUUGGCGCUGACCGUCAUGUGCUACCGGUCCAAGCGACUGGUCAAGGGGUGCGCCGACGAUCCUGCGCAUCACGUGAUCGCUGCCGCGCCGGCGAGAUGUUUCCUCACGCACAAGGGCAGAUUAAACUGACGGGGGUCGACGUAGGUCGGCUGACCACCGGGGAAGGGGGGGUACGGCAAUAGCAGCCUGUAUUUUUACAAAAUAUCGUCAGGUACAAAACACUUAACAUAAUAUUAUUAUCAUAUCAUACUAUCGUGUAUACAAUACAACACUCUCUCAUCACCACUCGCAUCGAACAUAAUAUAAUAUUUUCUAUAAUAUAAUAUAUAUAUAUAUUUUUUUUUUGUUUAAAAAUCGUAAUCUUAAUUAUUACUACUAUUAUUAUUAUUAUUAUUAUUAUUGUUGUUGUUGUCAAUUUUUUAUCGAGUUCGGUCGGAAUAUUAGAAGCCGUAGAAACACACUGUACUACCUUAGGUUUAACGGUAUUGCGGUGCAGACAUUCGUAGUGGAUUAUCCGUGACCAGAUCGCGUACAGACAGAACGAUUAGCAUUUAUUUUAUAUAAGUUUAUUAUCUUAAUAUUAUGUUACGCAUACGUGACGGUCGGACGGCCUUUUUCCCGAGUCACCAAUCCGUUCUCCAGGACACGCCUGCAGGGACUUUCGGCACUCAAGACGACCCUGUGCCGUUUACAUUUGUCAUAUAUCUAUAAUAAUAUAACAUCUAAACUCAACGGUUACCCACUACCAAGUGUCGACCCGUCGUCAUUCGUCUGCUGUUGUUCGAUUGAACAUCUCUCGUCCUGUCUGUGUGCGAACGUCGGUCUGAAACACGUGAUGAUGAUGAUGAUAAUAAUAAUACUACUACUACUACUACUAAUAAUAAUAAUAAUAAUGAUGAUAAUAUAUUGUCCUUCCGAUCAUGUCUCGCGCUGCAAGGCACAUAAUAUUAUAUUUUAAGUCAGGUCUAAUGCACUAUUUAUACGAAAUCAACGACAUCUUUAUGUAAUUUUUUAAUCUUUUUCAAUUAUUAUUAUUAAGAAGAAGAAGAAGAGAAUAUUAUACGAAAAUGGGCCAUACUAAGUAAAAAAAAAAAAAGUAAUAAAUAAUAUUGUAUCAAUUAAUUCGUAUACUUACUAUAAUAUUAUAGUAGUUGCUAUUUGCCAAUGCUGUAACAGGCGUGCAACAGAUGCGUUCAUACUACGUCAUUAAUUCUCAAAAUACAUAAUUAUUAUAAUACCUAAUAUUAUUAAACUCGGUUUUCCGGUCGGUGGCUUUUCUAUAUUAUUACACAUUUUCGAAUAGUAUAAAUAAUUUUUCACGCCGUCGAUGGACGAUGAUCGCACGUCGGGGCGGCGGCGUAGUUUUUCCGCACUCGGAAGACAUUCGUGAUAAUAUAUUAUUAUUAUUAUCAGCUGUGUUAUUUAGUUUCUGCGACGAAUGACCAAUAACACGGUCAGCGACCAACCGUUGGUAACGACGUCGUGACUUCCAUAUCAUAAUAUUAAUAUACCUCCUUACAUGCGAAAUAAUUACACACGUGGCGGACAUGUUUUAUCGAGAUUUUCAGUACGGCGAGUGUGGGUACCAUGUAGGUGGCAGUUUAGAGGGAUGAUUCACAUGGAUAUCUCGGCACGGAAUAUUACCUAUAAGUGUUAUGCACGCUAUAGUCAAGUAGUUAAUGAUAUUAUGCAAUUAUAGAAAAGGGCUCAAACUCCAAAACUGUUUCCGCCGCCGAACCGACAGGCUUUAAUAUUAUGCUCGUUCGCCCCACGCGUCGCUCUAUAUCAUUAUUGCUCCCUCUCCAUGAUAUGUUAUAUUUAGGUACAAUCAUUUCACUUGGCCACCGUGUCCAACUCCUCUCAUCAAGUCUCUCCGUAUUCUCUCACGUCGUAUGUCAUUUUAGAUUCAUUUCGGUUACACAAACGAGAUGGAAUCGUUUUAAUAGUAUAUACCUACCUACCUGGUUAGACAUUAUAUUAUUAUAUAGUAAUAUUAUACAUAUUAGUACCUAAAAAUAUAUCUAUAAUAGUACCUAAAAUCGUAUCUUAUAUUAUAUAGUAUACAAUAUUGUAACGUUCUACGAUAAUACUUUAAAACUGUAAAAGUAAUAAUCCGUUACGUCGUCGUUAUAAUAUUAUUAUCAUUCGUUUCAAUAGCUGAUGAAUAACCUGAAAAAGAACAAGAAUUUCUCUUUUCCCUUGUCGCUUGUAAAUAUUCAUAUAAUAUUAUAUUAUUGUAGUAGAAACGUCUUCUUAAGUAAGUUAGAUGUGUAUCUUAUAUUAUAAGUAGAGUUACAUACACAUAUAUAUAUUUUUUUUAUUCAGUGUUUGCGAGUGCGUAAACACGAUAUGUUAGAACAACCUCUAUCUAACGAGCAACUAAUUGAUGCGAGCGACUAGAACGUGAAAACGAUUAUAAGUGCGCGGAAAAAUAUUAUUAUUAUUUUUCCGAAAUCAUUUUCCACGGCAGAAAAACUAUUUUCGCGUGGUUAGGACGAGUGAAUAAAAUCUAAUAUCGAGUCGUGUGAAAAUAUUUCCGUCAGAAAAUAUUAUGUUGUGCUCUUUAUAUAGGGGUUGUACUAACAGACCUAUUAGUUCUUAAGCUCUGUACAGAGCAUUUAGUGUUUUUGGUAUAAAAACAAAAUGCAUUUUUUUUUUAUAUCAUAAUUCCAUAAUGUUUAAUUUUAAUAUUUAUUAUAAUUAUUUUAUCAUAACAUUAGUAAUUAUAUAAUAUAUAUAUUUAUUUGAUAAAAUAUAUAAUAUAUAAAUAUUUUUAGUAACCUAAUAUUAUUAUAUUAUGAUACAUUUAUUUUAAAUAUAAUUUUAGUAUUGAAA
Metopolophium dirhodum (rose-grain aphid) is the source of this 4711-nucleotide messenger RNA. RefSeq lists its product as uncharacterized. Lineage: Eukaryota; Metazoa; Arthropoda; Insecta; Hemiptera; Aphididae. Bases 464 to 2005 code for a protein of 513 amino acids. The transcript is spliced from 11 exons. The record is from RefSeq and is a predicted model, not a curated record.